GACCAUUGAAGGCUUUCAAAUUAUAUAGUUAUUUAUUGUAACAUACUAGACUAUAUUAAACUAUAUUACAUGUUUAAUAAACAAGAUGUAAACUCCAUGCUCUGGGUGGUUAACUACCACUAAGUAGGUAGCAAUGACUAAGAAUUAUCUAUUAUAACUUAACUGGUAAAGCCAAAGAUAUAAUUUCUACUCCGACACAUCUACAUACUUCUCAAUGUAUCCAAAGGUACUCUUGUUCCAUGUAAACUCUAAUACACUAGGCAACUUGGUUCAUUUAUUUUUCUCUUAAAGUGCUCAGAUUUGAUAUGGGGAUAUUCUUAUUAAGCAGUCAUUAAAUGUAAUGGAUUUUUAAAUACAUUUUAUAUUGAAAAGUCUGUAAUUUAUGAACUGGUUUCCAAAUACCAAAGGUCAUGGCAUGCUAAAGCAAUAUUUUCGCUUCCUGAUGUGUAUUUUGUGGGGGCGGGAGGUAAACUAUAAAUUGGCAGUUAGAUGAAAACAUCCUUUGUAGUUUUUCACACGUUUUGAAUAGCAAAAGAUUAUAACUCAUUAUUUGAUUACUUUUUUAAUCUAAGAUCUUCUCUGGAUGUUCUUACACCUGGUUAUACACUAUAUAACUUUAAUUCCUGUCUGCAGCAAUAUUACAUUCUUUUACAUAUUAUUUUCCAACAAAAUUUAUUUUUAAAUUUAUUCUUCAAGUAGAUUCUAAAGACAAACACAGAAAGAUACCAAGAUUGAGCUAAAGCAAUCUAAAUCUUUCCAGGAAAAAAAAAUGCUUACGAAUAAGCAAAACAAAGAUGUUGUAAACAAGCAAGAGUUAACCUACACAGAACUGAAAAUGUCCAAAUCUCAACAGAAGCAAAAAACACCCAAGAAAAACCAAAGCAAUGUCAUAUCAAGUGAACAAGUAACUUACGUGGAAAUAAAAUUUCCCAGAACUUCUCACCUUCAGCGCAGAAAACAGCUGUUUAGGAAAAACAGAAAAGUGUUAGACCACCAGUCUACAGCAUGGCAGGUAGUAACUGCGAGUCUGGGGAUCUUGUGUGUGGCCUUGAUGACAACAGUGGGUGUCUUGCUUGCAAACCUAUUUUCUAGCAGAGAAGACCAAAACCAAAAAAUAUCACCUGUUCCCACUCUAUCUUCCGAAGAUGAUAAAUGUUCCUAUGACCUUUGUUCAACCGACUGGAUUGGAUUUGGAAAUAGUUAUUACUGUCUUUUCAAUAAGCCCAAAACCUGGGCAGAGAGCCAUGUUGCCUGUGCAGAGCUGAAUUCCCACCUUCUAAAGCUAGAUAUCAAGGAAGAGCUGGAAAUUACAUCAACGCUUGAAAUGAAAGGAUGGAUCGGUCUCAAAAUCAAUGAAACAAAUGAAUUCUGGUUAUGGGAAGAUGGCACUGAAGUUAAUGAAAGCCUAUCAGAAUUUCUGAAAAUGGGGGACUAUGGUUGUGCAUAUAAAGAAGGAAAUUAUAUUUACAGUGAUAAUUGUUCAUCUGGGAAAAGUUAUGUCUGUGAGUUUAGUAUGUAGCAGCUAUUAGCAGCUACUUUGCUAAUACAUGUUGUUACUGAAUCCUAAUUUAAUAAAAUAAA
Messenger RNA from Sus scrofa (pig), 1581 nucleotides. Its product is annotated as killer cell lectin-like receptor subfamily I member 1. Lineage: Eukaryota; Metazoa; Chordata; Mammalia; Artiodactyla; Suidae. Gene Ontology annotation, biological process: stimulatory C-type lectin receptor signaling pathway; positive regulation of natural killer cell mediated cytotoxicity. The record is from RefSeq and is a predicted model, not a curated record.